UAACGGUAGUCUUCGCCCACCACUGGGUCGCAACAGGCGAGCAUUAACGAGGCCGCCACGAGCGAGACCGGUGGCUCCCGCCAUGGAAUUGGAAGCAUCCGCCGAGCUGCAGGGUCGGCGACCGCCGUGGCGUCGCACGGUGGCCGUGCAGGCCGCGCUCUGCCUCGCGCUCUACGCGGCCUUCAGCCUCGGGGAGCCGCAGCUCCGGCCGCGGGGCGGGGACGCGCUGGGCAGCGGCGGGCCCGCCGGCGGCGGCGUAUCCUUCAUCACCGUCGCGGGUGGCGCGCGGCCACCCGCCGACCAGGCUCGCCUCCUGAGGCAGAUGGAAAGCAUUGCAAAGGUUUAUGGCGUCAAGUUAGUGUUGGAUGUUGCUCAAUUGGGCGACGACCGGCUUUGGCAAAACGGUUCCCUGUACUUCCAAGCUCUGAAUAUCCCCUGGUAUUCCACCACAUCACAUGGGCAGAUAGUAGAUAAUUUCUUGAAGAAGGUGAAGAUGCCAUAUGAUCAAAUUCUGGAAAUUAUUGGUGUUGACACAGGGCCUCUUCAGGAACUUCUACAUCAUGGAAAAGUGAGCAAUUCUAGCAGGGAGCAAAUUACAUGGUUGGAACAAACACUAGCACUGAGCAGCAGUAACUGGAAAAUAGUUGUUGGAUAUGAUGCGUUAGUUGACUGCAAUGAGGUGCACACCACAAAAACAGUAAAAUUCUACGAGCCACUUCGGAAUAUUUUUCAAACAUAUGCAGUGAAUGCAUAUGUUAGCACAAGUGGUUCUUGUGGAGAGUUUCAUGAAGAGAAUUCAAUGUUGUAUAUUCAAAACCCCAGCCCUGGUGAUCACAAUAAUUUAGAUGGUUUCUUCUUGCACAGAGUCAGCCCUCUAGAGAUGGAAUCCCUGUUGAUAAACUUAGAAGGCGAGGUUGUUCAAAGAUCUUUAGUACACCAGCAGGGAAGGGGAGCCAUAUUCGUUUGAUGGGAAGCGGGAACGUGUUUUGGCUUCAAAGUCUUCCCGAAGAUUAGUGAGAAACUAGAUGCCGAAGGGAACAUCGAGCAAGGGAGGAUGGCACCCUCAGCGUUCAGGGAACCCGACUGCUUCAAGGGCGGGCACCGCGUCCUCCACAUCCACAGCGAAAAGACUAUGCAACUCGCCAGGAUGAAGGUUUGGCCAGUCCCAAGCACCGAGCUCCUUGCCCCGACCCUAGAGAAGGCGCGAGCAGGCACCUCGUCGUCCAGUCCGAGUAGGCUUGGGACGAGUGGAGUGGAGUUUGAAGUUAGCCAAUACGUCGCCAGGAACGCUGGUG
This is a messenger RNA of Lolium perenne, 1295 nucleotides long. The record is from RefSeq and is a predicted model, not a curated record. NCBI's taxonomy places the organism in Eukaryota, Viridiplantae, Streptophyta, Magnoliopsida, Poales, Poaceae.